AUAUACUUUCGAUACUCUCUUCAACUCGCGGUCGUCACUCGUCAAGCAAAUUUUAGCUCGCGUUUGUUGUCGCGUCUGUGGCUUACCAUACUUUUUUCCAGCAUCCAAGGCCAUACUCUCACUCCCUAACCCUCAACCCUCAACCCUCACUCCUUACCAGUAAUUAGCUCAGUGCGUUAGCUCUAGUGUCGCCUUCCCUUUUGUCCUUUUGAUUAAUCGCACCGCACGCUUGUUUGAAAAAAACCAAUACUUACCUGAUACCUAGAGACCCACCUCUGCGGUCUACGUAGACGUACGUACGUAAUUUCAAUUUUUCGUUUCGUGUCCCAUUGGCUGUUAGAUUGUCGCCGCCGCCGCCUUUUUAUUUUUUGUUUUAUCCGCGGUGAAGUGUUUGGUGUUACGGUGCGGUGCAGUUCAGUGCAGUGCAGUGCAGUGCAGUGUGUUUGGGGGCUAAUUUUGCCAAAUUUUAUCAAAUUCGUCCGUCUAUACGCUAUUACGCCUACGUAAUUACGUAUCUAGUCGUUAUUAAUGGUGCUUUUAGCGUGUGCCUGUUCCCGCUGCCCGCUGCCCGCUGCCCGCUGCCCGAGUAUCGAGUGCAGUUUUGCGCUUGCGCGUUUCGAUUUUCGUAACUAGAUAGUGAAGUGCUUGGAAAUUGCAAUUUACCGCCGGCCACCGGCCACCGGCCACUAGCUACCACUCACCGAUCUCGGUUCGUUAUAUAGACUGGAUGAAUUGCUGUCGCAAGAUCGUCGUUCGGUGAAAUCAACUUGCGAGUCAACAUUCGAUAGAAAAUAGAAAAAAAUUGACGAAUGAAUGAUGAGCAAACGUCGUCACAUUCUUACGCCCACGUUGGCGCCCGCGUCCGCAUUAUGUCGCGUGCUGUUGCUGUUAGCUAGCUGCUGUUGGUUGCAGAAGGUGGUGGGCGAUGCGCCUCAUCUGGAGAGCGCGGCAUUGCCGCUGGAGCAUCGAGCAGUGUACGGCGCUGCGUUACCAGGUCCGCCGGCGCCGCAGUACGGAGCACCCGGGCCGGACGAUCCGUGGCCGCUGGCAGCAUCCGAUACGCCCGAAAUCAAGCAUCUGCAAGUGCAAUGCGAGAAAACCCACAUGAGAGUCAACAUCGAAUUCGACAGACCAUUUUACGGAAUGAUCUUUUCCAAAGGCUAUUACAGCGACCACCGGUGCGUGCAUUUGAAGCCGGGAUCGGGCCAUUUGAGCGCCACGUUCGAGAUAUUCCUCAACAGCUGCGGCAUGUCGUCGUCGGGCAGCCAUAACGCGGCGGCGAACGCGUACCCGACGCCGAGCGGCAGCUUCGUCGAGAACACCAUCAUCAUCCAGUACGACCCGUACGUGCAGGAGUCGUCGGACAAGGCGCGCAAGCUGCGCUGCACGUGGUACGAUUUCUACGAGAAGGCGGUCACGUUUCGGCCGUUUCAGGUGGACAUGCUCAGCGCGGUCACCGCCAACUUCCUGGGCGACAACCUGCAGUGCUGGAUGCAGAUCCAGGUGGGCAAAGGGCCGUGGGCCAGCGAGGUGUCCGGCAUCGUGAAAAUCGGCCAAACCAUGACCAUGGUGCUGGCCAUCAAGGACGACGAAAACAAGUUCGACAUGCUGGUGCGUAACUGCGUCGCGCACGACGGCAAACGCGCCCCCAUCCAGCUGGUCGACCAGCACGGCUGCGUCGUCCGGCCCAAGAUCAUGUCCCGCUUCCAGAAGGUCAAGAACUUCGGCCCCAGCGCCUCGGUCGUCUCGUUCGCCUACUUCCAAGCCUUCAAGUUUCCCGACUCGAUGAACGUGCACUUCCAGUGCGUCAUACAGGUGUGCCGGUACAAUUGUCCGGAGCCGAAAUGCGCCGGCGGCGGCCUCGGCCUGCUCGGUGGCCUCGGCGGCGCCGAAUAUGGCGGCAUCGGCGGCGGCGGCGGCGCUCUAGAUAUCGGCGACUAUAACAGGUUGCCCGGCGGCGUCGGCGGCGGCGGCGCUCCUCACGACGAGUACGCUCUACCCCCGCAACCGGGAUUCCCCGAAUAUCCGGGCUUGUUGGGCGGCCUCGGCGGAGUCGGUGGUGGCGGCGGCGGCGCCGCUUUCCCCGAUCCCAGACAUCCGUCCGGACCGGCCGGCGCCUACAGCGAACAGAAAGCCGAAAUCGUACCGGCGCCCGGCGGCGUCGGCGUCGGCGUAGCCUCCAACUUUACCAAUCCGUCUUCGCCAUCGCCUCAGAAAACCUCGCCUAGCGGCGUCAACACCAACGGCAACGACCCCGCUAAUACCAAUAAUAACAACAACAACAACAACAACAACAUCAACGACGACAUAGCCAUCCAGAACGGCGUCAUCGGCGCUAGUAGUGGCGGCGGCGGCGGCGGCGGUAACGGUAACGGCAACAGCAACAACAACAACAACGUCAUCAACGGCGUCGGCAUCGGCGUCGGCGUCAACGGCCACGGCGGCAACGGCAACGGUAUCAACAUCAACAGCAUCGACGACGAUUUCAAUCUGCCACCGCCGCCGUUACCCGGCCAAAGCGCUUCUUACACGACGGUCAAAAGAAAGGGCACCAUCAGCGACGAAGACGGCAAUUUGAUCACGCUGGGAGGACGGCCGCGGUCCGUCGAGAAUCUAUCCGAAGACUUGGGCCUGCACCACCACAGCAGCAGCGGCAGCGGUAUCCGCAAAAGGCGUUCGUACGCGGUGACGGUGGGCACCGGCACCGGCUCCGGCUCCGGCAUCGGCGCCGCUACCAGAACCUUCGUCGUCACCCACGUGUACAAGCGCGAAGCUCAAGAAAUGACCGACGUGAACACCAGUCGCGUCAUACAGGUGGUAGCGCCGGGCGACGUGAAUUUCGCGCUCAACGCCGGCAGUGGCGCCGCCAACGAGACCGUAGUCGUAUCCUCGCAGCCGGCCUCCGCCUACGAAAAGGACAGCAUUUGCAUUAGCGUGGCCAGCUUCGUAGCCGGCCUGGUCAUGUUACUUUCGGUGCUGGUCGUCGCCUGCCUGGUGGCCGCUUUCCUCUUCGUACGUGUCCGCACCUUCGAUACCAAAAAUGCUCAAGCCGCCGGCGCUACCACCUUCGUGCACACUUUCGACGCUGCCGAUUUCGUCAAAGUUGCUAGUUAGUCGAAUGCGAUAUGCGAUUUCGCGAAAUACGACUAUUCGCGCUCGCGCUCGCGCGCCUAGCGCUCACACAAAAUUCAAACUCUUUACCCAAUGGCUGUGUUCAUUUUAAUAAUACAUAUCUCUAUUCUCUAUCUCUAUCUGUAAUCUGUAAUCUGUAAUCUGUAUUCUGUAUAAUUAUUUAUACUUACCUAAAAUUAUUCGUUUAGAUUAUGACAAAAGAUUUUAUCGAAUAAAUAACGGAGCCAAAAGCAAAAAAAAAGAAAAAUAAAAACAAAGUGUUGAAAAAAAUGAAAACAUCAAACGCCCGUACCUCGUCUGCAUUUUUUUCGUAAGCAGUACCGACACCGAAGGUACUACUUUUUUGUACUCGAUGUACCUACACCUAUUUUUGUAUAUGGUAUGGUACGUGCGUUUUGGCAUCGGCGUACAUGUCCCGCGUUUCAUUUUACGUGUUUUUACGUAUAUUUAUUUAAUUAUUUAAUUAUUUAUUUAUUUAUUUAUUUAUUUAUUUAUUUAUUUACCCAUUCUUUCAUUCGUUUGAUUGUUUGAUUGGGAGUUUUUUUUUACAAUUUAUUUACGAAAUGCAUGUUGUUUUGUUUAAACGUUAAAUCGUAUACGAGUACUUACUGCGUUAAUUGACUUUCGAGUGUAGAUUUACUUAGUUGCGAGCCUCGUCGUCUUUUUCGUUCGCAUUUUUUCGCGUUAAAAAAGAGUCAAGUAUGGUACCUAUACCUACGUAGGUGUAGGUACAUUUUGUAAAUUAAUAAUCGCGUAUUUCGCGUGACUCGCUUUUUAUGCGCCGGCGAAAUCUGAGCGAAAAAUUGAACGGAAUCGAGGCCCGCAAUUAAACAGACACCGUCCCGCGUCCCGCGUCCCGCGUCCCGCGUCCCCGUCCGUGAGCGAGACGCGAGUACAUACGUACGCUACGGUCGUUUCUCGUUUGUCGAUAUGAUAUUGUGAUAGAUCGGUGCCAAAGUACCCCAUUUCGCAUUUGCGACCGGCUCAAGGCAUUCGGCAAUCGGCAUUUACUCCGCGUCGAAUUCUCGAAUUUUCCUUUCUUUCCAUUUGAGUUUUACGCAUAAGUGUGUACCCCGUGUACCCCGUGUACCCGUUAGGCGUUACCUACGAGUACGAGUAGAACGCAUAUGGUAGGUACUCGUACGACGUACCUACAUAUACGUAUACGUAUACGUAUUACCUAUUACGUAAUACGAUUAUCAUUUUACAUAUUACGAGUAUUUAUUAUAGGUACCUACGUACUACGUGACAUGAUUAAAUUACGACUAUUUUUACCAUUUUAUUCAAAUAGGUAUUGUACAAAAUUCUUUUUCAUUAGACUACCUACGAGUAUAUACUUAACUUACCUCUUUUUUUUCUUUCUUUCUCUCUCUCUCUCUCUCUUUUCUUGUACAUUUCACACGAAAUACAUAGAUGUAAUUAUUUA
This is a messenger RNA of Planococcus citri (citrus mealybug), 4558 nucleotides long. It is a transcript of the gene dyl, whose product is annotated as dusky-like. The coding region runs from base 814 to 3114 and encodes 766 amino acids. The record is from RefSeq and is a predicted model, not a curated record. The transcript is spliced from 4 exons. NCBI's taxonomy places the organism in Eukaryota, Metazoa, Arthropoda, Insecta, Hemiptera, Pseudococcidae.